AUGCUCGCGGCUUCCAGCUUUCAGGACGCGUGGACGUGGGCGGGACCCCGGGAGCGGAAGGAGCCUCCGCUGCCACAACGCCCGGAAAUAGAGCGCAUCCUCCGCGCUGGACCACAAGUCCCAGAGGGCAACGCGCGCGACCGCAACUUCCGGUUCCGGCGGCGCACGCGCACGCGCUCGCGCCGGCGGCGACCGGGUGGCCUGGUGGGCCGGGCGGGCGCCGGGCCUGAGCUCUCCGUCUCUUGUCUCUUGCAGGCCGCCUUCCUCCUCCGCUCCGCGUCCCGGCUGCCGGCGCCCCUGCCCGCCGUGCUGAGCGGCUGCUGCGGGCGCGGUGCGUGGCGGCGGCUGGGAGGCCGGGCUGCAGCUGCCCCCGCCGCCCCCGCCACCCUCGCCCCUGCUGCCCCCGCCGCCCACACCUCCGACCCCGCCGCCCCCGCCGCCCCCCGCUUCCUGCCGCUGUACCGCCUGGACGCCAUCAGGGUGGCGGGCUGCCUGUCGCGGCUCAAGGUGGCGCAGACGGGCCUGACGCUGGCGGCGCUGCCCCCCAGCCUGUACUGGCACUCGCAGGGCCUGCUGCCCCUGGGCUCGCUGUGCCUGGCGGGCGGCGUGGCCGCCUUCGCCCUCGCCAUGCUGUGCUGGACGAGCCACUUCUCCCGGCGGCUGGUGGGCGUGCUGUACCUGGACGAGGCGGGCGGCACGCUGCGGGUGGCGCACCUGACCUUCUGGGGCCGGCGGCAGGACACGGACUGGCCCGCGGCCGACGUGGUGCCGCUGUCGGAGACGGCCGACCGGCCCCGGGACCUGUUCGUGCGCCUCCGGCGCUACGGCGGCGGGGAGACCUUCUACCUGGCGCUGCGGCACGGCCGCGUGCUGGACCCGCGGCGCUUCAGCCAGGUGUUCGGGACGCCGGACCGGCGCGGGUGAUGGGGGACGGGGCCGGGGUCGCCGAGAGCCAGCCUCAGGGGGA
This is a messenger RNA of Erinaceus europaeus (western European hedgehog), 967 nucleotides long. It is a transcript of the gene TMEM186, whose product is annotated as transmembrane protein 186. Gene Ontology annotation, cellular component: mitochondrion. The transcript is spliced from 3 exons. The coding region runs from base 1 to 924 and encodes 307 amino acids. The record is from RefSeq and is a predicted model, not a curated record. NCBI's taxonomy places the organism in Eukaryota, Metazoa, Chordata, Mammalia, Eulipotyphla, Erinaceidae.